Molecule: messenger RNA, 1279 nt
Organism: Dipodomys spectabilis (banner-tailed kangaroo rat)
Lineage: Eukaryota; Metazoa; Chordata; Mammalia; Rodentia; Heteromyidae
Gene: Bag2
Product: BAG cochaperone 2
Exons: 3
Coding region: 43-675 (210 amino acids)
Biological process (GO): protein stabilization
Molecular function (GO): adenyl-nucleotide exchange factor activity; protein-folding chaperone binding
Source: RefSeq, a predicted model, not a curated record
CCGCCGCCGCCGCCGCUGCCGCCGCCGGAGUCGGCCGCCCGCAUGGCUCAGGCCAAGAUCCACGCCAAGGCCAACGAGGGCCGCUUCUGCCGCUCCUCGUCCAUGGCCGACCGCUCGGGCCGCCUGCUGGAGAGCCUGGACCAGCUGGAGCUCAGGGUCGAGGCUUUGAGGGAAGCAGCAACUGCAGUGGAGCAGGAGAAGGAAGUGCUUCUGGAGAUGAUUCACAGCAUCCAGAACAGCCAGGACAUGAGGCAGAUCAGCGACGGGGAAAGAGAAGAAUUAAAUCUGACAGCAAACCGUUUGAUGGGACGGACCCUCACUGUUGAAGUUUCAGUGGAGACAAUUAGAAGUCCACAGCAGCAAGAGUCCCUCAAGCAUGCCACGAGGAUCAUAGAUGAGGUGGUCAGUAAGUUUCUGGAUGACUUGGGAAGCGCCAGGAGUCAUCUUGUGUCUCUCUACAGCGCAUGUUCAUCUGAGGUGCCCCCUGGGCCUGUGGACCAGAAGUUUCAGUCCAUAGUAAUUGGCUGUGCUCUUGAAGAUCAGAAGAAAAUUAAGAGAAGAUUAGAGACUCUGCUUAGAAAUAUCGAAAAUUCUGAUAAGUCCAUCAAGCUAUUAGAGCAUUCUAAAGGAGCUGGCUCCAAAAUGCUACAGCCAAAUGAAGACAAAUUCAAUUAGUCUUUGAACUUAGAGGCAUUUUGAUAUUGUCAAAAUACUAAAAUACUAUUGCAGGUGACAACUUGUUCUUUAUGUUAGGCAUAACCUCUUAUUUGAUGCCAAUAGUUGUUUCAGAUGAGGGAAGUUAUUUUAACACCAAAUGUUUUGCAAGUAUUAAACCCAGAAGGAUUUUAAUUAUGCAGUUGUUAGAUUGAAUUGCCAUGUACCAGAAUCUAGCAUUACAUGUCACAUGUCUUAAUGUUCACAUAGCAUGUGGCAAAGUAGUACUUGGCCAGGGCAAGAGCACACUGCUCUUGUACAUAGUGCUUGUACUGUCUCUUCUGGACUGUGGCAUAUGGUUGACUGGAAACUCCUUGUCUUGAGCAACACACACAUAGCAAAGAACUCAGGCUUGCAAGAUCAGAGGAAUCACAUAGAACAUUUUCAUGCAUGCUGUCAUUCAACUUUUAUGUGCCUGUGUUAAGUACUAUUUUGAAUGAAAGAUUGGAAAAUUAGUGAUUGUAUUUUUAUAUAAAUGGAAGCAAAUAUGAGAAAAUUACCUUCACUUUCACCAUCAUGAACAAUUAUGUACACUUAAUCUCAAAUGCAUCAUUUCUAAACAUUU